This is a messenger RNA of Musa acuminata AAA Group (dessert banana), 662 nucleotides long. RefSeq lists its product as uncharacterized. Bases 143 to 526 code for a protein of 127 amino acids. The record is from RefSeq and is a predicted model, not a curated record. NCBI's taxonomy places the organism in Eukaryota, Viridiplantae, Streptophyta, Magnoliopsida, Zingiberales, Musaceae. The transcript is spliced from 2 exons.
AGAUAGAUAGAUAGAGCUGCUGAGUUACAGUGAGGAAGAGAGAGAGAGAGAGAGGGCUAGGACUACUCUUCCCUCGCACUUGCUUGUUUAGUGCAAGAAUACUGGGGCUAGUACUGUUAUUUUCUUCGAGUGCUAGUGCUACAUGGCUGUGGAGGUAGAAGAUGAUGUGUUCUUUGCAGAUCUAAGCAAGCAGCUUGCGCUGCUAAUCAUGGAUGAUGAGGAAGAAUUCCCGGCGCAGUAUCCUCUGCUUCCGGCUCAGGAGCUUCCUUACAUGCCCCAAAUCAUGAUGCCACCUUCAUAUGGCUAUGAAGUGUCCUACAGAAGGGAGAGCAAAGGAACUGGGGUGUUCAUUCCACAGUCCACUGCACCAAGAAGGAAGAACAGGUCAAGGAGGCAAACCACAGUGGAUAGCCACCCCCAAAGGCAGUUGAACAAGUCUGCCAUUGUGGUUUCUCAAGUCACCAAGAACUAUAACUUUCACCCCAAUCAUUACAGUCACUCAAGUGUGCUAAAGAGACACACAUAGGGCUCUCGAGUGAUCUCUGUCUCACACUAACCUCUCUGGUCCUGGUAGAUUUGUUUACAGUGUCGAGUGUCUUCUAUGGUGCACUGCAGAGGGAAAUAACACUCUUCCAACUGGUAUUGUGCUUGUGAGGAGGGCC